AGAUGGCGGCGGCGCCCGGGCGCUGACGCCACCGGUCACUUCCGGCCGGAGGGCGGCCAUGGGGCGGCGAGGCCGGAGCGGGCCGUGCCGGCGGUCGAGCGGGGGGUCCCGCCCGCUGCCGAAGAACCUGGAACUGAAAUGACGUCCUGACAGCUGGGAGCAUCACAGACCCGGAAUGACUGGGGAGAAGCUGCUUUGGUUGGCAAUCCGUGAUCCUGUGUGUCCGUUGACAGGUGCCGGCACUUCCCAUCUGGUCAGUCAAGGCUGGAGGGCUAGGCCUGGAUCUGCUCUUUACCUUUGAGGGAGAUCUGGACCUCUCCUCCCACACCCCGAGGAGCCAUGGAGGACAAACGCAACAUCCCCAUCAUUGAGUGGGAGCACCUGGACAAGAGGAAAUUCUACGUGUUUGGGAUUUGCAUGACUAUGAUGAUCCGGGUGAGCGUUUACCCCUUCACGCUCAUCCGGACGCGGCUGCAGGUUCAGAAGGGCAAGAGCCUCUACAACGGGACUUUCGAUGCCUUUGUGAAAAUCCUGCGGACAGAAGGGACGGCCGGGCUCUACCGUGGCUUUUUGGUGAACACCUUCACGCUGAUCUCGGGGCAGUGCUAUGUGACAACAUACGAGCUCACUCGGAAGUACGUGUCGCGCUACAACAACAACAACGCCGUGAAGUCGCUGGUGGCUGGCGGCUCAGCCUCCCUGGUGGCCCAGAGCAUCACAGUGCCCAUCGAUGUUAUCUCCCAGCACCUCAUGAUGCAGAGGAAAGGGGAAAGCAUGGGCAGGUUCAAGGUGCAGAGCCAUGAUGGCAAACGGCUUCUUGUCUUUGGUCAAACCAAGGACAUCAUUGUACAGAUUUUCAAGGCCGAUGGUUUUAGAGGCUUCUACAGAGGCUACGUGGCCUCGCUGCUCACUUAUAUUCCCAACAGUGCAGUCUGGUGGCCCUUCUACCACUUCUAUGCUGAGCAGCUUUCAAGCUUGACUCCUAAAGACUGUCCCCACCUCCUCCUGCAGGCGAUAUCGGGGCCACUUGCAGCUGCAACAGCUUCCACACUCACCAACCCCAUGGACGUGGUCAGGGCUCGGGUCCAGGUGGAAGGCAAGAGCUCCAUCAUCCUCACCUUCAAACAGCUCAUUGCAGAGGAAGGUCCCUGGGGGCUGACUAAAGGCCUCUCCGCCCGCAUCAUCUCAGCCACUCCUUCCACCAUCGUCAUCGUGGUGGGGUACGAGACGCUGAAGAAGCUGAGCCUCCGCCCGGAGCUGGUGGACUCGAGGCACUGGUAGAGGCAGCUGGUGGGAGAGAACCUUUGUGAACCCUCUGAGCUCGGACUGUCAUGGGGGAGAGCCCAGGAGGAGACGCAGCUGCUGUGCCUUUGUCUCUGGCUGGUGUCGCAGCACAAGGCAGAUGCAGGAGCAACUGCACUUCACCUCUUUAGGUUUGAGUGUCAUACAAGUCUCUGCUGCUGGUUUUGCUUAAAACCAUCAAACUGUGACCUUUGGCAACGCUGUUUGCCUGGGACAGUCCAUUCCAGGUGUGUGUGAACACAUCCUGGCAGGUUAUUAAUUCCUUUUUUUUUUUAAUUAAAGACUUACUGGCUGAAGCAAAAAGCCAGUUUAUUCUCUUUAAAUUAUUUUAAUCUUUGCCAAACUUCUGAGGAGGGGAGUCCAACAGCCUGCAGCAGGGUCCUCCAGUGGGAUGGCUCUGGUGGCAGUUAUGCUGUGGAAAGGUGGAAGCAAAGAAUAGACAAAUGACUUCUCCAAUUACCCACAUUUAUUUCAAGAAGGUGUGAGACAAGAGUAACCUGGAACCACUUCAGACCUGAUUUCCCACGUUUUGAAUAGAUCUGUACAUACUUGUUUUGUAUGUUCUUGGAAAAUGUUCCCUGUCUCUCACCCUCCAAACAGCGAGCAGGCCAAAGGCAAGUCAGGAGCUCAGCUGACUGGAAUUAGCUGAUGGCGGUUUUGACACCUAACCUGUGUUUUUAUCUGUUGAUAUUUAAUUUUUUUUUAUUUUAGGGAAACUUAUUUUGAUUUCUGGGGAACUGAGUGGUUGUCUGUGGCCUUGUUCGAUGUGUCAAUCCUGCAUGUUCAGGGUGGCUGUGGCCACUUCCCACCUUUAGUUAGUUUAAGCACAAAGAAUGCAGUUUGGAAGUGUCCAAUUGUGGUGCUACCAGCAGCCAGAUGAGAACUGAAUGUGGUUUGAGCUACAACUGGAUGCAAGGUGGGGAAGGAAAACCUUGUGCUGGCUUUUGAUCCAGUUCAAACCUGACUGGUAUGUUCAUAUUGAAUAAGAAGUGAUGGUUCGCUAAUACUUUGAGAGUUUAAAUCCUGCUCAUCCUGUUUGGGAAGGGCAAGGACAAUGCUUUGCACACUUGCUGGAUCAGAAUCCUGAGCUAUGGUCUGUAUAUUUUACCAGGUAAAAGCUUCUGGGGGAUAAAACCAGAGGCUGCUCUUCGGGGAGGGGGAGGGAAGGGAUUGUUUGACUGCACUGUGCUGCUCUGGGUGGUUGGGAUUUGCCUCAUGCUGCCAGCCCACACGUGGUGCUCAUCCCAGUUCACCAUGUCCAGGAAGUGUGGGAUCCACCUCUGGUCACAGACAUGCACCGCCUCCAUCCCUCUUGCUGCCGUGACCAGGAAUUCUGGUCAAGGUGUUGAUCUUGCUGACCUGUGGCUGCUGCUGGGCUCCUCUGGGCCAUCUCUUACCCUGGGACUCGUUGGGCGUGGCUCUGCCCUUCAUCCCAACAUCGUGGUUCUGCCUGGCAGGGACUGGACUUGCCACCAUGUCUGCCGGAGGUGGAACGAGUGCUGUGGUGGGAGACACUUCUCUGCUGAAGGACAGAGUUCUAAGGUGCAGUGCUGUGAUGGGGCUUUGGGUGAGUCAUCAAAGGCCCCUUCAUCCCACCUUUAUUUCCUGCAGUGCUCAGUAAGGCAGCAGGUGCCGGGACUGCAGGCAAAGCUAUUGCAGCAGCACCUUCUGCACCUGCCCCGUUGCCUGUUUGGUGGUUAAAAGUUGACACCAGUCAGCUCUUGCUGUAAUAGGAGAUUCUGCUCUGAAAAACAGAACAGCAGCACCCCAGCUCACAGGGGUGUCCCUGCUCUCACACCACAGCGGGACUGACACCGAUAUUAACAGGAACAAUGACAGUCGGACCCUGCCAAGGGCAGCGGGGCCAGUCCUGGUGUGUGGCGUGGCGGGUUGGUGGCACCGGCAUGGGGAGACACUUGUGAGCUUAAUGUUUCUCUCAUAACCAGCAAAGAUCUUGACAACUAAUAAACUUCUGAGACCCAA
Molecule: messenger RNA, 3285 nt
Organism: Corapipo altera (White-ruffed manakin)
Lineage: Eukaryota; Metazoa; Chordata; Aves; Passeriformes; Pipridae
Gene: SLC25A44
Product: solute carrier family 25 member 44
Exons: 5
Coding region: 340-1281 (313 amino acids)
Biological process (GO): branched-chain amino acid catabolic process
Cellular component (GO): mitochondrion
Molecular function (GO): branched-chain amino acid transmembrane transporter activity
Source: RefSeq, a predicted model, not a curated record